Messenger RNA from Symbiodinium sp. CCMP2592, 1125 nucleotides. NCBI's taxonomy places the organism in Eukaryota, Dinophyceae, Suessiales, Symbiodiniaceae. The record is from the annotation of a GenBank genome assembly.
AUGCCGACACCCAACUGCGUCGGUCGCCGCGAGACUUGGGUGGGACAUCGAUCCACGAUGGGGCAUAGGCCAUCAUUGUCACCGCCUGCCGAAGCUCAACAUGUCAGGGAGAACCUGUAUCCUCGCUUGGGCGAGCUAGUGGGAAAGACGCUGGUUGUGGAUGCUGCCACCAACUACCCGUCGGAAGGUGAUGUGUUGGCUGGGCUCAUCUUUGAGUUCGAUGGCAGGGCUGAAGCGGUGCCAGCAGGAAAGCGCCAGGUGCUGCUGAGUGACAGCAGUCUGAACCGACCUCAGGCGCGCUUCACCUUCACGAAGGAGUCCGUUGCGGUCGCAGUGCGCAAGCUGUUUCCGGCCAUCUGGUUGGAAGGAUGUGCCUUUCCCUUCGUUAAAGGAUCUUGUGAAUGCCAAGGUGUUUUCCUAGGUUUGGAACACGACCUCUCCACAGCCCUCACCGAGGGCUUUGUGACCUUUUGGGUGAGGGAGAAGCUUUUCACCAAAUUGAAUGGCAUGAUCCAGCAUGCCUUGAACACUCAGGCGCUUCGUGCAGGACAAGCUUCCAAGAUGUUUGGAUUGCUCAAUUUCUUGGGGCAGGGCAUAUACGGCCGCGUGGGCCGUGGAGGUCUUGCAGCCCUCGCCGACCGCCAGCAAUCCUCAGAUUCUCACCUCACUCAGGAACUGCGUGACUGCUUUCAGGUGGUGAAGGCGAUCGUUGCUAUGAAACCGUGCCGCCAAUUCUGGGUCGUGGCUCCGCCAGAAGCGCCACGACAGGGCACUGGCGGGUUCCUUUUGGUCUGGCAGCGCGGUCGAGCGCAAUGCUGGGAGGGAUUCGUGGCCGCACAGCCAGCGAGGCUGUACGGCUUGUGGUCCUCGGGCGAGAAGAAAAUAGCCCAGAUGGAACUCAGUAUGGUACUGUUUGCCCUGGUCGCGCGGCCGAAUGAUUUUCGAAACCGCAGGGGGGUCUGGUACCUCGACAACACCUCGGCCCUCAUGUCGUUGAUCCGCGGUCGCUCGGAUAGUGCUAACUUGUCUCGACUUUCCAAGCUGAUCCACCUUUGUCUGUACGCGUACCAGACAUGGGUUUACUGGGAGUGGGAGUGGGUCCCUUCAAAGCUCAAUUGUGUUUAG